AUCAGCACAGGGGAAAGCCAGACGCCCAAACACAGAUGAGACGUAAGGAAACCUUGCGGGAGUUGGAGAGAUGGAGCCCGGACACUUGGGCCAUCUUGGACCCUAUGAAGGCCUGCUGGGAACGGACUUCUAAAACGACAAAUAUGUCUGGAAGGCUGUGGUCCAAGGCAAGUUUUGCUGGCUAUAGACGGGGCCUACGGAACCAAAGGGAACACAUUGCUCUCCUGAAAACUGAAGGUAUAUAUGCUCGAGAUGAAACUGAAUUCUAUUUAGGCAAGAGAUGUGCUUAUGUGUACAAAGCAAAGAACAACACAGUAACUCCUGGUGGAAAACCUAACAAAACCAGAGUAAUCUGGGGAAAGAUCACUCGAGCUCAUGGAAACAGUGGCAUGGUUCAUGCCAAAUUCCAAAGCAACCUUCCUGCUAAGGCCAUUGGACACAGAAUUCAUGUGAUGCUGUACCCUUCGAGAAUUUAAACUUCUUGAAAAUAAAUAAAAGUGUGGAUUUGU
This is a messenger RNA of Capra hircus (goat), 509 nucleotides long. Its product is annotated as 60S ribosomal protein L35a-like. Gene Ontology annotation, cellular component: cytosolic large ribosomal subunit; ribosome. Lineage: Eukaryota; Metazoa; Chordata; Mammalia; Artiodactyla; Bovidae. Bases 36 to 476 code for a protein of 146 amino acids. Gene Ontology annotation, molecular function: structural constituent of ribosome. The transcript has 2 exons. Gene Ontology annotation, biological process: ribosomal large subunit biogenesis; cytoplasmic translation. The record is from RefSeq and is a predicted model, not a curated record.